Molecule: messenger RNA, 213 nt
Organism: Perkinsus marinus ATCC 50983
Lineage: Eukaryota; Perkinsozoa; Perkinsida; Perkinsidae
Exons: 1
Source: RefSeq, a predicted model, not a curated record
AUGAAGCCUGGAGAGCAGUACUGGGCCCAUGUCUAUCUCGAGGGCAUGGACGGUGGGGACGGCGAUGGGGCCUUAUGGAGUGGCAUCCCUGUGCCGGUCCCUAUGAGGAUCUCGAGCCACUUCUGGGAAGAGCCCAGGAUUGUCAGUGUUACCACGAACAGUGUGGAGGUCCGGUUUGGGGCCAGUGCUGGUAGCGGCCGAGCCUGGAUGCAG